AAAAGCUUCAAGUUUCAGUCCUUGUAUUGGAGACUGGAAACACUCCCCCGGGUCUUUCUCUCUCCUUAAUUUCUCUUUUCACAUUUUUAAAAAUAGAGCAUGCAUGACUUCAUCACUACCCUGUAUUUGUAACUCCAAGCCCACAUGGGCAAAACUUUGAGAAAACCCAACCCAUUUUGUAUGUUUUUUUAAACAGCCAUGCCCUGAAGUUCAACUUGUAUGAAAAAAGCAAAGUUUUUGCUAGAGAAGAAGAGAGAGAAUAGAAGGAAGUUUUCGUUAUACUGGGGUUCCAAAGCCUUGAAAUUGGUGAGAGAGUGAAGUGGGUUUCUUAGAAUAGUCAUUAGGUGUUUGAUGGAAUUACUGGGACGUGCGUCUUCAUGGAGAAAACCUAGGAAUAAGAUUUUUGGAUACAGAACAGGACAACACCAAUGUACACAAAAACAAAGAGAUUUUGCAGAAGAUACAACACAAGGGAAUUUCUCAAACAUGGCAUCUAGCUGGUGUAAGAUCUCCCCAAUCAUUCCCAUUUUUGUGUUUUUCCUUCUUGUUUCUUCUUUGGUUUGUCCCGCCCAAUCGUCGGAACACAGAGAAGAACGUGCAGCCAACCAGACUUUCCGGCCGGAGGAUGAGUUACAAAAGCUUAAAUUAAUAAGAUCUCGUCUCAGGAAGAUCAACAAGCCUGCUGUCCAGACAAUUCAGAGUCCUGAUGGUGAUUUCAUAGAUUGCGUAGUGUCUCAUCUACAACCAGCUUUUGACCACCCUCAAAUUAAAGGGAAAAAACCACUGUAUCCACCAGAUAGACCAAAAGGCCAUAACCCAAUGGGGGUGGUGGAAGAAAACUUUCAGUUAUGGAGCAUGUCUGGCGAAUCCUGUCCAGAAGGAACAAUUCCAGUCAGAAGAACUACAGAACAAGACAUGUUAAGAGCAAGUUCUGUUCGAAGAUUUGGAAGGAAACCGAGAAAAUAUGUUAGAAGAGACUUCAGCAGCGAUGGCCAUGAGCAUGCAGUUGGGUAUGUGAGUGGAGAACAGUAUUAUGGAGCAAAAGCUAGCAUAAAUGUCUGGGCGCCCCGCGUGGCUAAUCAAUACGAAUUCAGCUUGUCGCAAAUGUGGGUAAUCUCAGGCUCAUUUGGCGAUGAUCUUAACACCAUUGAAGCUGGUUGGCAGGUUAGCCCAGAGCUGUACGGGGACAACUAUCCUCGAUUUUUUACGUACUGGACUUCGGACGCAUAUCAAGCAACCGGGUGUUACAAUUUGUUGUGCUCAGGCUUCGUUCAGACUAACAGUAGGAUUGCAAUUGGAGCUGCAAUCUCCCCAACAUCCUCCUACAAAGGUGGACAAUUCGAUAUUAGCUUAUUGGUUUGGAAGGAUCCAAAGCAUGGAAAUUGGUGGCUAGAAUUCGGAUCCGGAGUUCUUGUCGGGUACUGGCCAUCUUUCCUGUUCACUCACCUUCAGGAUCAUGCAAGCAUGGUGCAAUUUGGAGGAGAAGUUGUGAAUUCCAGGCCAUCUGGUUUCCACACUUCAACACAAAUGGGAAGUGGACAUUUAGCUGGAGAAGGGUUUGGAAAAGCAUCUUAUUUUAGAAAUUUGCAAGUUGUGGAUUGGGAUAAUAGCUUGGUUCCAUUAUCAAACCUAAGAGUCCUAGCAGACCAUCCAAGUUGCUAUGAUAUACAAGGAGGAAUAAACAAUGUUUGGGGGAAUUAUUUUUACUAUGGUGGACCUGGAAGGAAUGUGGAGUGUCCCUAGCUAGCUAAAAGGGAUCGGAUAAAGGUAUACAUCAUCAUGAUCAUGAUCAGUUUUUGUUGGGUUUUUUUUUUUUUUUUUUGGGGGGUUUGAUCUCUUUUUUCUUCUUAUUCUUUUUACUAACUGGUGAUUCAUUAAUUAUACCACCUUUUAGGGACUUGGUGUAAAUUUGGGGAAAAGAAAUAGUGAAAUAUACUAGUGGCCGGGUUUGUCAUCUUCAACAUUUUCUGUCAUCGGAUUCGUAGCCUACUUUGUUUAAGAAAGAGUUUGGCUUACGUCCUGUUAAAAAUUUAUUGUAUGUAUUAUGUUUGAAAAAUGAU
This is a messenger RNA of Juglans regia (Persian walnut), 2060 nucleotides long. RefSeq lists its product as uncharacterized. The coding region runs from base 352 to 1743 and encodes 463 amino acids. NCBI's taxonomy places the organism in Eukaryota, Viridiplantae, Streptophyta, Magnoliopsida, Fagales, Juglandaceae. The transcript is spliced from 7 exons. The record is from RefSeq and is a predicted model, not a curated record.